Microsporum canis CBS 113480 is the source of this 1206-nucleotide messenger RNA. RefSeq names its product sialidase. Lineage: Eukaryota; Fungi; Ascomycota; Eurotiomycetes; Onygenales; Arthrodermataceae. The record is from RefSeq and is a predicted model, not a curated record. Gene Ontology annotation, cellular component: membrane; intracellular membrane-bounded organelle; cytoplasm. Gene Ontology annotation, molecular function: exo-alpha-sialidase activity. The transcript is spliced from 2 exons. Bases 1 to 1206 code for a protein of 401 amino acids. Gene Ontology annotation, biological process: oligosaccharide catabolic process; ganglioside catabolic process.
AUGGGGGUUAAGCAAUGGCUAGUCUCCCUGGCGGUAGUUGCCCUUUCAGCUACCGUUAUCCAAGCGAAAGUCGAUGAUCCGGCAGGAAAGGCUGCUCAGUAUCACAAGGAGUAUGCCUUGUUCAAAAGUGAAAAUAUGCCCUCGCCAGACAAGCUAUCUAGCGGAGUUGGAUUCCACUCGUUUCGAAUUCCUGCCGUCAUCCGUACCAAUACUGGCCGUAUUCUUGCUUUCGCUGAAGGCCGCCGCCACAACAACCGAGACUACGGUGACAUCAAUCUGGUCUACAAACGUACCAAGACUCCAACCAACAACGGCGAAAACCCUAGCGACUGGGAAUCGUUGCGUGAGGUUGUCGGCACUGGCCCUCAUACCUGGGGUAAUCCUACCCCCGUUGUCGAUGGCAACACUAUCUAUCUCUUUUUGUCCAUGAACGACGGUGCGUAUAGCCAGAAUGGAAACAACGUUCUGCUGAAUGGAGAGAAAACGAAAAAGAUAGAUUCCACCUGGGUUGGUCGUCGCCACCUCUAUCUCACCGAAAGCAUUGACGACGGCAACAGCUGGUCUAAACCCGUGGACAUGACGAAGACUUUGACCCCAGAUGGCCAGGCAUGGGAUGCUGUCGGGCCUGGCAAUGGCAUCAAAUUGACCUCUGGCGAACUAGUAAUUCCAGCGCAGGGCCGCAACAUUAUCGGAACUGGACCAGCAGGGAACCGUACUUGGUCGAUGCAAAUUCUCAAGGGCGCUGGCUCCGAGGGAACGAUUUGCCAAACACCUGAUGGUAAACUCCUCCGUAAUGAUCGCCCAGGCCCCAAAGGCCAUCGCUCGGUUGCUCGCGGUACCCUCUCUGGCUUUGGCCCCUUUGCAACGGAUAACGGUCUUCCAGACCCUGCCUGCCAGGGUUCGAUACUGAGUUACAAUAGGGAUGAACCAGCCAGAACUAUCUUCAUGAAUUCUGCCUCCGUGGACCGACGCACAGCCAUGCGUGACGCUGCCAAGUUCAACUAUGGCCGUGACCUGCAGGAUGCUCCUCUGAAGAAUGUCGGAAACGAAGGUGGCUACUCUAGCAUGACGAAGACUAGCGAUUAUAAAAUCGGUGCAUUAGUAGAGAGUGACUGGUACGAAGAUAAGGGUGGAGAAAAGUCUCAUCGUGCUAUCAUUUGGCGCCGUUUCAACUUGUCCUGGAUCAUCAAUGGGCCUCAUAACUAG